Funneliformis geosporum is the source of this 384-nucleotide messenger RNA. NCBI's taxonomy places the organism in Eukaryota, Fungi, Glomeromycota, Glomeromycetes, Glomerales, Glomeraceae. The record is from the annotation of a GenBank genome assembly.
AUGGCUGAAGCAGUAUUUAAGGAUAUAAUUAAACAAAAAGAGUUAGAGUCUCGUUUCAAUAUUGAUAGUGCGGGUACUGGAAAUUAUCAUGUUGGCGAAACACCUGAUCAUCGUUCGAUUCAAACAUGUAAGCAGCAUGGAGUUUCCGUAGAUCAUUAUGCAAGGCAGGUUGUAAAGCAAGAUUUUAAAGAAUUUGAUUAUAUACUUUGCAUGGAUAAUUCUAAUCUCGCUAGCUUACAAAUCAAAUUAUUUGGCGAAUAUGACCCGCAAGGGGAAAUUUUAAUUCAAGAUCCGUAUUAUGGAGGAAUCAAUGGGUUUGAAAAGAAUUUUCAACAAGUAACCAGAUGUUCAGAAUCUUUUAUAGAAAGUUUGAACUUGAAAUAG